CACUCGAUGUCUCAUUCCACCGCGAUCAAGCCUGCCAGGAGGGGGUUUCAGUUCAGCAGCUCAACAGCGAAGCGUUUCAUCUGGAAACUUGAACGGAAUUUAUAUUUAUAACUAACACUGUUGUUUUAUUUAUUUAAAGCAAACGUCGUCGUCUUGAUAACUCUAAAAUACGUAACUCAAGGUUGUUAUUUGUACAGGAAAAGGGAAGUUAAAACGUUUGAGCAAAAGCCGGGCCGUGCUAACAAAGAAAAUCCUUUCUCUUCAGAAAUAAUCCCCCACUUUUCUCUUUAGUUAUGAGUCAUGUGGUCGUUGAUAAUCCACACGGUCUAGAUCAGCAGCUUGCUGCCCUAGACUUGAACUCUGUUGACGGACAAGGCGGAGGAACUGGCAGGCGUUACAUUCCACCUCACCUAAGAAACAAAGAUGCUUCAAAAAGUGCAGGAAAUGCUUAUUCCGCUGCUAGACAGUGCGGUUUUACAGUGGCACCAGUAAAUCUCUUUUCUUCUAAACAGUGCCCACAACCAUGGCAGGCAGAGUGUCAGCAAAGACAAAGCAAUGACCCUGCUUCAGGAUGGGAUGACUGUGCGAUUGGUUACCCAAGACUGGCCUCUCAAGAGCUUGCCUUUUACCAUGCCUACAAUGGGGGUUGGCGAAACAAAAGUGAUUCACCCGGAUGGGACGGUGGACGCAGCAAUGGAUUUGUGAAUGGUUACCACGACAAUCGCACAAACGGGGGCUUUGGAGGCCGGGGACCCCCUCGCAAUGAUAGAGGUGGGCGAGGCGCCUACCGUGGUAACAGGGGUGGAGGCUCGUUUAUGCAACCAUUACAGAAUGCAGGGUUUGGCAAUUUCGAGAACAAAGACGGAAACUGGGGAGGAGCUCCCAGGGAGGCUGCCUACAACAACUUCGGAGGACGCAACGAUCGGGCCAAAACUGGCUUCUACAACGACCGUGGGGCGGGCUCAAGGGGAAGAUAUGAGCGUGGAGGCUUUGCUGGCGGCGGAAACAAUCGCUGGUCGGAGGACGUCAAAGAGGAGGACUGGUCCAAACCAACUCCUCCCAAUGAGCGCCUGGAAAAUGAGCUUUUCUCUGGAAGCAACACUGGGAUAAACUUUGAGAAAUAUGAUGACAUUCCCGUGGAGGCCACCGGAAGCAACUGCCCUCCCCACAUUGAGAGUUUCCAUGAUGUGGACAUGGGGGAGAUUGUCAUGGGGAAUAUCGCCCUGACUCGUUAUACUCGUCCCACUCCAGUGCAGAAAUAUGCUAUCCCCAUCAUUAAGUCAAAGAGAGACCUGAUGGCUUGUGCCCAGACUGGCUCUGGUAAGACUGCUGCCUUCCUGCUGCCAGUGCUGAGUCAGAUCUACACCGACGGACCAGGAGACGCUAACGCAUCAAAGAACUCCGGACAGGAGAAUGGAAGGUAUGGCCGCCGUAAGCAGUACCCACUGUCCCUGGUCCUGGCUCCAACCAGAGAACUGGCUCUGCAGAUCUACGAUGAGGCCAGAAAGUUUGCCUAUCGCUCCCGUGUGCGUCCCUGUGUGGUGUACGGCGGUGCUGACAUUGGACAGCAGAUCAGGGACUUGGAGAGAGGCUGUCACCUGCUGGUGGCUACACCUGGACGUCUGGUUGACAUGAUGGAGAGGGGCAAGAUCGGUCUGGACUAUUGCAACUACUUGGUCCUGGACGAGGCUGAUCGUAUGUUGGACAUGGGUUUUGAGCCCCAGAUCAGACGCAUUGUGGAGCAGGAUACCAUGCCACAUAAAGGCAUGCGUCAGACGAUGAUGUUCAGCGCUACCUUCCCAAAGGAGAUCCAGAUCCUGGCUCGUGACUUCCUUGAGGACUACAUUUUCCUGGCGGUGGGACGUGUCGGUUCCACCUCAGAGAACAUCACUCAGAAGGUGGUGUGGGUGGAGGACAAUGAUAAGAGGUCCUUCCUCCUCGAUCUGCUCAAUGCCACAGUUAUUCCCAGUGAGGUUCAGGAAAAUGUGACAGAGGGACCGGAGAAACCUGGUAAAGACUCAUUGACUCUGGUGUUUGUGGAAACCAAGAAGGGAGCCGAUGCCUUGGAGGACUUCUUGUACCACGAGGGUUACGCCUGCACCAGCAUCCAUGGAGACCGAUCCCAGAGAGACCGAGAGGAGGCUCUGCACCAGUUCAGGUCCGGACGCUGCCCCAUCCUGGUGGCUACAGCUGUGGCUGCUCGAGGUCUGGAUAUCUCCAAUGUGAAGCAUGUUAUCAACUUUGAUUUGCCCAGUGACAUUGAGGAAUACGUUCACCGUAUCGGCCGUACGGGACGUGUGGGCAACCUUGGUCUGGCCACGUCGUUCUUUAACGACAAAAACAGCAACAUAACCAAAGAUUUGCUGGACAUUCUGGUGGAGGCCAAGCAGGAGGUUCCCUCCUGGCUUGAGAGCCUGGCCUAUGAGCACCAGCACAAGAGCAGCACCCGAGGCCGCUCCAAGAGGUUCGCUGGUGGAUUUGGAGCGAGAGAUUACCGUCAGACGCCCGGCGGUGGAGGCUUCACCAACAACCGUGGAGGACGAAGCACUGGAGGCCACGGAGGAAACCGCAACUUUGGUGGAGGUGGCUUUGGUGGCGGCGGCGGCUUCUAUGGCGGCAACGACGGCUACGGAGGAAACUACGGCAACUCUGGUAGCGUGGAUUGGUGGGGCAACUAGUCGCCAUAGGAAUAGGUUGCCAUGCCAACCCAGCCCAAUGGAAACCACAUGUUAACUAAAGCCAGACCAUACCAAACCCUCCCUGUGUAGCUUCACUGACACACAGUACAUUACCAACCCUGGUUCUCUGCCAUUCGCUUCUCUCUCAAAGGAAGUGCCGCACGACGCGAAAGGAAAGUCACCAGCAGCAGCACGUGCACACGCACCGAGAGCGCAGAGACUCGCACACCUCAGAGUGAGCAUGGAUGCUGACAUGCAUUGUCCGAUAGCAACUUCGGACUUUCAUUGUUCAAAGUAUUUUUGUUCUUUUUGUGGAAAAAACCCCCAGAAUAACCUGAGGAUCAUUUGUAUGUUAAUGUACUGUGCCUUUGGAAUUUAAACAGGAAAUCUAUGUUUUCAUUUCACCAGACGAACAUGGCCAAGAGCUCUAAAAAUUUGAUUUUAUGAUUAUUUUGUUUGGUGAAAACUAUUAGGAAGUAAACUAAGCUUGGACUUAAUCAAACCUUGGCAAAUACUGAGGUAUUGUGGCCCUGAGCCAUGAUUCCAUUUGAACUUCAAAUUUAUCGCAGGAACAUCAUGUAGCCUUUUAUAGUGGAACAGCUAAUGGAGCCAUUUCUCCGUCUAAUCAAACUGGGCCACUCUGUGAAGCAACUGUAUUUGAGCCCUUCAGUGGGACAAAGUUACAUUUGUUUCUUUUUCUUUUUUUGCUCACUCUAUCCUGGACAGGCUCCUUUAAACGAGUGUGACAGUCAUUCCUAUCGUAAUCUUAACUAACACAGAACUCUUUAAAGCUCAGUGCCAGCACACGCUGAGGUUUAAACCAGAAAAAUCACUGCUGGAAACUUGUUACUCCACAUUUUUCAAUUGACUCGACAGUGUUACGGCAGCUAGUAUGUUACCCAGUGCUAGCUACACCAAGUGGGCGGUGUUUUUUGUUUCUUUUUACUUGAGACAUUUUUGGUGCCGGUGUGUGCGAAAUUGAAAAACUGACUCCUUCAGUUUUUUGAUUUUUGAAUUGUUUCUCUACAAAUAUGUAACAAAACAAAAAAUGCCUGCCAUCUUGACAGUGAAGUUCAAUAUGGCUGCAUAAAGGACCACAGCAUCGGGGGGGCACAGCGUGGUGUUAGUGUUUAACCAUGAGGCCCGGAUGGUAUUCUACGCUGCAAGUGUUUUGUUUUUUGGUCAAGGAAGGAAAGACAUGAGAACUGAGUCGCAGGCUUAACUUAAUUACAAAACGUUUUCUCUUUUCAAGCUGCGUUGGAGGCACGGUUCAUCUUAAAAAAGAGACAGGCAUUCUGAUGAUCACUGAGGUUUAAACAGCCGGGAGCUGAGCACGCAGCAGCACUCCUAACACUCGGGGCGGGGGGAGGGGUACUAGGCGUGGGCCGCAGAUUUUCAGUGCACCGCCAUCGUCCGCAGCUUUGGUUUCCCCAUUGCUGCAUUGUAAAACUGUGGAGGUGGCCAAAGAUCAGGGAGGGCGGGCGGGGGAGGGGGGGUUCGGGGAGUAUGUCCACCUCUUGAAGUACUGUCAGGUUUAUCUGCUCAGACGUUAGUAAAACCCAGAGCAGGCGUCUCCUCUCAAAGAGGAGAAGCCGUCGAGAGCAGGAGAGACGGGGCAUUUUCACCCCAAUUUUCUCAUCGGGUGUGUUGUGCCUUGAAACUUUUUUUGUUUGUUUUUUAAGAAAUUGAACUAUAAGCGGAUGCACUGACAGUGUUGAGAACUUGAGAUUGAAUGGUGCUACUUGAUUUAGGUGUGUAGGCCCUUUUACGUCGUGCCCAUCAAGUUUUACAAAAAGUUCUUUUAUUGCACAUCUAGAGUUUUAUAUAGAUGUCUUGGAUAUGUGUCCUUAAGCUUCCAAAUAUUGUGUGUGAGGAGAUUGUUGAAAAACGCAGCUUGUUUACAAAGGGGAAGGGUUCUCAACGUUAAAACCAGGAUUUAUUUGGGACCAGGGGAUUUAGCAGUCGGGGGAAUUUAGCCAUUUGCACAGAUUUCUAGAUUCUACUUUUGCUGCUAGUUUUGUGUAAUUUAUUAAGCAUUUUUGACAAAUAUUUAUUUUUGUAAGCCUCAAAGUGAUUCUUUGAAAGUUUCAGAAACUUGACCAAAAGACAGUACAAAAAAACACUGGCACUUGAAUGUUGAAUGUCACCUGUAUGCGUGAAAUUUAUAUAUUUCGGGGUAGUGUGAGCUUUUUAAUGUUUAAGAUACAUUGGACUCAGUCAAUAAUAUCCACAGCUGUUUCAGGCCUCCUCAGGGCCGGUCAUCUCUAUUUGAUUAUGACAAAUUGGUCGACAAAAUUUGAAAUGGAAUUGAACAAACAUGCCAAGGUUUGGAAUAUAGCUGUCAAAAGAGCAAAUACAUUUCCUAAGCAUAUCAGUGCAGAAGUGUUCAGAUUCUCCAAUUGUGUGCAUUAUUGAUUCUUUACUCCAAUUUGACCCGAUGAUUCUUUUUCUCCAGUGAAUGUCUGGCACAUGGCAAUCCUUAAAGAAACAAACGUGUGGUUUAUUCUCAUUGUUGUAUUUGCAUAUAUGAAGCCUCCGGAGUUCUCUGACAAUGUGUAGCCGGUCUGCGCCGCAGCGUUAUGGAAACGUUCAGGAUCAACAGGAGGUUCUGCGCACGUUGAACCAAAGACUUGUUCCACAUUCUGCAGAGAACCCCGGAGCUCUUUAGACGUAGAAUUUGCUUUUCUGUAUUAGCUUAUAGGCUCUGCACUGCAUGGGAAAUACUCAGCUGUGCAAAUUGUAUGAUUUUACCCAAAUAAAAUGUUUGAAUGCAAAAAGUAUCAGGAAAAAUCAAGCAUGUUUCAUGAAGACUUGUUUACUGUAGUUGUGCAGAGAAGACCUGUAGCAAGCAGCCUGUCGCUGCCUUGUGUGGAUACGAGGCAGACGGGCAGCGAAAAUUCAAUUUGGUAUUGUAGAUUGGAUGGGCUUCAUUUCUUUUGGAAAAAAAUAUAAAGUUUUCAUUUGUAAAUUCA
Molecule: messenger RNA, 5650 nt
Organism: Labrus mixtus (cuckoo wrasse)
Lineage: Eukaryota; Metazoa; Chordata; Actinopteri; Labriformes; Labridae
Gene: ddx3xa
Product: DEAD-box helicase 3 X-linked a
Exons: 22
Coding region: 294-2678 (794 amino acids)
Biological process (GO): cell differentiation; gamete generation
Cellular component (GO): nucleus; P granule
Molecular function (GO): RNA binding; RNA helicase activity; ATP binding
Source: RefSeq, a predicted model, not a curated record